CUCCUAUGCUAAAAGAUGGAUAUUCCAAAACGGUACCUGUCACUCUUCUUAUUGACUAUGUUUAUAACUACAAAUGCUGACGCCAAACAUAGCGUUCCAGUUCCAAACGGUCCAUCAACAACAGGAUCUGUAUUUCAUCCUUUCGGAAAAAUAACUGUAGAGAUCAUCAACGAUCUUGGUAACACACUAGCGUUGAAGUAUCACUGUAAAUCAAAAGAAGAUGACUUUGGUAAACGGAGUUUGCAACCGGGUAAAUCGUGGUCGUUCAAAUUUCAUCGUCAGUUCUUCGGAAGGACAUUGUUUUACUGUAGUUUUGUAUUGCCAAAUGGAAGGUAUACGUUCAACAUAUAUGAAGACCACCGAGAGAGCGCCGGCGAUAACUGGUGCCAAAAGUGUGUGUGGAAGAUGAGACAAACCGGACCUUGUAGGCUUAACGAUGUAACAAAGCAGUUUGCUAUUUGUUAUUCUUGGAACAAGUCCUCGUAUUGA
Messenger RNA from Brassica oleracea var. oleracea, 489 nucleotides. RefSeq lists its product as uncharacterized. The transcript has a single exon. Bases 16 to 489 code for a protein of 157 amino acids. NCBI's taxonomy places the organism in Eukaryota, Viridiplantae, Streptophyta, Magnoliopsida, Brassicales, Brassicaceae. The record is from RefSeq and is a predicted model, not a curated record.